CCCCUCGCUCGCAUGAAUCACUCACAAAAAACGAAAAUCUCCUCGUCAUCCCGUUCCUUUCUCGUCGCCGAUGGCCACCGUCGACGGCAAGAGUUGGGUGAGCGUCACCGCCUUCGCCAUCUCAGCCGCCGCCAUCUCCAUCGCUGCUGCAAUCUUUUCAGUUUCUUCUCGCAGGCGAAAAUGCGAGCGAUUAGCUUCUCGUGUACGCGAGCUGGAGGACUCUCUCGGCGCUUCUAUAGAGAAGGCUGCCUCUGAGAGGCGUGGCCGAGUUAGAGCUCAAAAGGAGCUGAGGGAAGCUUUAGCUUUGCGUAGCUCUGAUGGGUCGAAACCUGGUUCUUGUUCUUCUUAUCCCAUGGCUCCAAUUGGCGUUGCUCAGUCGUGUUUUUCUACUAGAAAUGGGACACCGAGGCAACCUUUGCUUGUACCCCUUUCGAGGGCAUGCUUGGUGCUUGACCCGAGUCGGGUUCCUGCAGAAGCUUUAGAAGGCCUUUCUGGAUACUCCCAUUGUUGGAUUCUUUAUGUAUUUCAUCUGAACACUAACCUUGAGAAGUAUUGGAAACAACCAUCUCGGUCGAAAUUCAAGGCAAAGGUGAGAGUGCCUAGGUUAAAAGGUGGGAAGAUGGGAGUCUUUGCGACAAGAUCUCCACACAGGCCUUGUCCUAUUGGCCUUACUGUUGCAAAGGUGCUGGCAGUUGAUGGGCAUGCAGUUUUGCUUUCGGGUGUGGAUUUGGUUGAUGGCACCCCAAUACUUGAUAUCAAGCCUUACCUGCCAUAUCCAGAUUGCGUCUGUAGUGCAACUGUGCCGGAGUGGUUGAAGGAAGAGAAUGCAUUAGCUGUGGGUUCUGUGAGCUUCUCUGUGGAUUUCCCUUCGUCUCUUUUCAGUUGUUGGGCCAUCACUGAGAAGCAUUCAUUAUACUCUUCUGCCAAAGAAUUCCAAAGUUUGAUCAAAGAGGUGCUUUCUUGGGACAUAAGAUCACUGUCUCAAAAAACUCGACCUCAUGAAGUGACCUCAAAGAAUGAGAGCAAUGGAGGAGUUGACCAUUUAGAUACCGAUGAUGGCGAUGGCCAUGAAUCAGACAAAUAUGUCAACAUUAAUGCAUCAUCAUCAAGGUCACUGGCCGACGUAACUUAUCACUUAAUCCUGGAUGGAAUUGAUAUUUCAUACAAAAUUGAUUAUGAGAAUAAUAUUAUGGUCGAGAGAGCCACUGUUAUCCGCGAUGCCAAAAGCUGUAGAAAUUACCAGUAUAGCUAUGUGAAUUGGAGGGAGAAGUUGGAGCAGGAAAAAUGACAGUUUUGCGCCUUGUAGAUAAAUUUAUGCUUUCCAGUUCCUAUUGCAGACUUAUAUACUGAUUGUUAAGAGUCACUUUACUACUGAGUGAAUUUUGUAUUGUUUAGAUAUAUGUCUCAUAUAUACAAAUAUUGGAUUGCCAGUAUAUGGAUUUUGCAUUCUUGUUCUUAA
Molecule: messenger RNA, 1459 nt
Organism: Asparagus officinalis (garden asparagus)
Lineage: Eukaryota; Viridiplantae; Streptophyta; Magnoliopsida; Asparagales; Asparagaceae
Exons: 9
Coding region: 71-1288 (405 amino acids)
Source: RefSeq, a predicted model, not a curated record